GCAAAAUCCCUAAAUAGAAUUUCCUCCAAACUCUCUCAAAACUCAAAAGCCCUAAACUUUCCCCAAAUUCUUAUAUUAUCUGUACUUUGCUUUGUAUACGGAGUAUUUUUUUGCUCUGCUCGUCGAUUUAAUGAUCAAUGCAGCUUGAUUAGGAUUGUUCCCAUGGAUCCAGAGUGCUUGCAGGGGUGGACUAAAGGGGUUCCUUAUGAAAUUACAAAAUUAUGAAGAUCUAAAAUUGCUUAUCCAAUGGCGACAUGAUGAUGAAGGGGGGGAUUUCAUUAUGCAUGAAAAACUACAUGCGAUUUCCUUUUCUGCUCUCAAUAAAUUCUUUAUUGAAGAGACAAGUCUCUUUUCACUCACAUGUUGAGAAACCUGAAAGGGCAAAGAAACAUUUCCUUGAUAUCUUCUUCUCAAAGAAACAUAGAGGUGUUGCACAAGAAACUGAGCGAUGAUGAAAGCAUAAUGUAUUGGUAUAGUGAGAUUAAGUUGGUUCCCAUUGAAGAAAUAGAGCACAAAAUGGACGACUCUGCUUGUAAAUCCUUUGUGAAAAUGCAGUCAAAUAACGGUUUCCAUAGUGCUGGAAUAAUCUUCAUCAAGAGAAGUUGGGAGAGCAUUUUAGAGCGCUAUAAACAGGCUAGGCUAUAACCCCGAUUGAUUGGCGGUAAAGAAUUCCAUCAAUCUUUGCAAAUUUUAUCUUUACCACAAAAAAAAACAUAGAGCCUCUGUGAUAAUUUGUUUAUGAAAUAUAAGAGGGACAUGACUAGUUUGGAGCUUCCCCCAUCUACUGUAUUGUAUCAUUUUACCACAUGCUCUUCUGCUUGUAUUUUU
Cuscuta campestris is the source of this 828-nucleotide messenger RNA. Lineage: Eukaryota; Viridiplantae; Streptophyta; Magnoliopsida; Solanales; Convolvulaceae. The record is from the annotation of a GenBank genome assembly.